AUGGAUAAGUUAAUUAUUAGAGCUAAAAUUAAAGGUUACCAUGAAGCCGGUUUACCGGCGCCUGCUAUAGCAAAAAAUUUAAAUAUUCAUGUGAAUACUGUUUAUAAGUGGAUUAAACGUGAUAACCUCAAUGAUAUGGAACGUUCAGGCAGACCAAGCAAAGUGACACCAGAGACCCAAAAGAUGAUUACAAAUGAAUUAAAGGAAACCUCUCAAGGUUAUUGUGAUAUGAAUUUCGAUGGUGAGCUAAGAAGAUUACAUGUACUGUACACUGAUGAAUCUUGGAUUCAAUUGCAUCAAGCUCCGAAUGCUCAAAAUUUUCGUUUCAGAACUGAUAAUCCAGAAAAAUUUCCUAAAUUUCCUCUACCAAAACACCCUAUAAAAAUCAUGGUUGCUGGUGGUAUUUGUGGUUUUGGUAAAACUGAUCUUCAUAUUAUCAAAGAUAAAAUAACAAUUGAUAAUGACUAUUAUCGAAAUGUCAUUCUUCCUAUUUAUUUUAAUGCACUAAAAAAUCCAGAACUAAUGGUGGAUCCAGAAUUAGCCAUGUUGAUGCAGGAUGGUGCACCUUGCCAUUCUGCUGAAAAAUCUAUUCAAUUAAUUGAGGAACAAAUUGAUGAUAAUUAUUGGGGCAUCGGAAUUUGGCCUGGCGGCUCGCCUGAUCUCAACCCCAUAGAGCAUGUUUGGGCAAUGCUGCAAAAUUCAAUAUUUGUUGAACCAAGACCAAAGAAUAAAGAAGAAUGA
This is a messenger RNA of Tetranychus urticae (two-spotted spider mite), 741 nucleotides long. NCBI's taxonomy places the organism in Eukaryota, Metazoa, Arthropoda, Arachnida, Trombidiformes, Tetranychidae. The record is from RefSeq and is a predicted model, not a curated record.